AUGUCCAGACAUCACUUCACAAUCGCCCUCUUCUUCACCCUCCUCGCCAUCCUCGCCACCAUCUCUUCCGCCCUCCCUGCCCCCCAAUCCCUCAAACCGCAGCCCUUCCGCUUCACCGUCAGUUCUCCUGAACUCGACGCCGUCUGGCUCGUUAACUCCCUUCCAACCGUCUCCUGGGACGCCACUCAGAUGCCUGAGGGCUCAACCCUCGACAUUGCCCUCCUCCAUCACGCCAAAAAAGAAUCUAUCCUCCUCCGCCGCUAUGUCCCCGCUCGCCGGGCCUCGAUCCCCGUCAACCUCCGCCCUGAGAUCGUCCCCGGUACCUAUUCUUUGCUUCUCACGGUCUACAACGGCCGCACUUCAUCCGUCAUUGGUCGUUCGCUCGUCCAGAGCCUGAUCCUUGUCUCUGAUGAGUCCGUUGACCCCGAGCAGGAGAUCUUGAGUCCUUCUAAAUCUGAAGCUUAUAACAACAGUCUGAACGUGGUCCAGGAAUCCGAGCUCGUCAGGCUGACCCACCAGCCCAUGCGUGGAACUCUCGUCCUCAGCGCGCCUUAUACCCUCGGAUGGACAAUCCCCAAGGCUUUGGAAGGCGAGCGACAUGUGCGCGUGAACAUCCUGCUGGUCUCUCCCGAGGAUGAGGUCGUGAGGACGUUGGCAACGAACAUUGACGCCAAGGUUGGAUUCAUCUAUGUGCUCCUGCCAAAGGAUAUUCCCCUGACGAAGUACCAGAUCAAGGUUGAGAUCAUUGGCAGCGGCAGAAAGUUCUUGGGAUACACACUCUCGUUCCAAACGACCCUGCCUGCCUUCUCCGCCAGGACGUGA
This is a messenger RNA of Gamsiella multidivaricata, 822 nucleotides long. RefSeq lists its product as uncharacterized. The transcript has a single exon. The record is from RefSeq and is a predicted model, not a curated record. Lineage: Eukaryota; Fungi; Mortierellomycota; Mortierellomycetes; Mortierellales; Mortierellaceae. Bases 1 to 822 code for a protein of 273 amino acids.